UGUCGAUUUACUCACAACCAGAGCUCAUCAAAGCCCAAAUAUCUCACUUUUUAGGAUUGGUUUCUGAUUCCUUUCUUCAUGUCUUCACGUGAUGUAGUUUCUGCUCACCUUUGAGCAAUUGGCGAAAUUGCCACACCUGAAUCGCUGAUACAGUACAGUGUCAUGUACUUGGCUCAUCAUUCACGAAAUCUAUAGAUUGUUUAUUGUCUCGGAUAGUUCAUACAUCUCAGAUUAAAAUAAUAGUAUCAGGAUGACUCACAGUGAGAAAAGAGGAGCUUGGUACUUGGAAGGAGGAAUUGGCCUUGGAGUGGGUGUGCUAUAUGGCACGACAAAUGUGUGCGUUGGACAUCCGUUCGACACUAUCAAGACCAAGAUGCAGGCACAGAAGGGAUUUGAAGGCAUGACAAUGGCUGGUACCUUCAAGGAAACAAUACGGAAAGAUGGUUUCAAAGGCCUUUAUAGAGGCUGUGUACCGCCACUCUGGGGCUCUGGAAUUUACCGCUCGUCACAAUUUGCUGUGUUUGAGGCUGUUUACACCUACUUGGAUACUCCAGUCUGCAAAUGGGAACUACCUGGAACUGGUGGUCUUCAACUGCGUGUUCUCCUGGGUGGUGCUGCAGCAGCCACGACUCGAGCAGUAAUUGAAUGCCCCUUAGAAGUGGCCAAGGUGCGGCGGCAAACUGGUCAAAGUUGGGAGUUUAAAAGUCUAUACAAGGGUUUUACUGUGACGUGGAUACGCACGCUUGGCUUAAUGUCAACAUACUUUAUUCUAGUGGACUCACAGCGGCGCCACAAUGCUGACCUCUUCAAGAGCACGUUUGUCGGCCCGUUCCUCGUGUCCGGUGUCUCUGCUACGCUAGCAUGGUGGUUGGUUUGGCCGUUUGAGUACAUGAAGUCACAAGUUCAAAGUAACUAUGGCAAGGACAUGUCAUUGUUUGCGCGGAUGCGCAUGACGAUGAGGGAGCGCGGCGGGUUCUUUGCUCUGUAUCGUGGCAUUGGCCCGGGCUCGAUCAGAAGUUUCUUGGCAAACGGCUGCAGCAUGAUCGUGAUGGCCAAUGCCCAGCGCUAUAUCUCUCACUGGGGACUAAGAUAGUACUAGUAGUGCGUGUCGUGUCGGUACCAUUUCCCAGUCUCUAGUGUUUUCAUUUUUUUUUUACAAUUUGUUAGAAAACUCUCACCACUGGCCGGCCGCUGUCGUAGUAACUCCUAUGCUGUUGUUCACCUUGCUCCUAGAUUCUUUUUGAAUGGAUCCGGAGGAUCCUCCUUUGUAUUUUGAAAAAUUGAUAGCAGUUGCUCAAUAACUUCUUGACAUGUAACAGAACAUCUUGACCAUGAAAUUCUGGGAAAUUAUUGCUGCCCCUCCUCGUAUUUGAUAGGCAUACUGAUGGUUCCAAAUGCAGUUAUAAUUAUGGUAUUUCGGACAUUUUAUUACAAUGGUUUUGCAAUUUUUUUCGCUUCUGAUCAUCCAUAGUGCCGAUGAUGUCAGUAGUAUCAAGAGUAUAACCUUGGUAGUAUGGUGUGCGCUAUUGUAGAACUAUUUAAAAAUUCUGUAGACCUCGUAGUGCACUACUUGGAGCCUAUACAUGUAUAAUAUCCUGCUUUGGGUUCUAGUGUUGCUUUUUGGACUUUUCAAGCAAAUCUUGGCACACGUACAACGAAUACGCACAUGUACUUGAAAAACUAUUCUUCACCUGUGGGAAUGUCAGUCUUGCAGCUUGCA
Molecule: messenger RNA, 1720 nt
Organism: Sycon ciliatum
Lineage: Eukaryota; Metazoa; Porifera; Calcarea; Leucosolenida; Sycettidae
Product: mitochondrial substrate carrier family protein L-like
Exons: 9
Coding region: 251-1093 (280 amino acids)
Biological process (GO): transport
Cellular component (GO): mitochondrion
Molecular function (GO): transmembrane transporter activity
Source: RefSeq, a predicted model, not a curated record